This is a messenger RNA of Rattus norvegicus (Norway rat), 1314 nucleotides long. It is a transcript of the gene Il1b, whose product is annotated as interleukin 1 beta. Gene Ontology annotation, cellular component: cytosol; lysosome; extracellular region. NCBI's taxonomy places the organism in Eukaryota, Metazoa, Chordata, Mammalia, Rodentia, Muridae. The transcript is spliced from 7 exons. Gene Ontology annotation, biological process: immune response; inflammatory response; positive regulation of canonical NF-kappaB signal transduction. The record is from RefSeq and is marked provisional. Gene Ontology annotation, molecular function: cytokine activity; interleukin-1 receptor binding. The coding region runs from base 57 to 863 and encodes 268 amino acids.
GGCUCAUCUGGGAUCCUCUCCAGUCAGGCUUCCUUGUGCAAGUGUCUGAAGCAGCUAUGGCAACUGUCCCUGAACUCAACUGUGAAAUAGCAGCUUUCGACAGUGAGGAGAAUGACCUGUUCUUUGAGGCUGACAGACCCCAAAAGAUUAAGGAUUGCUUCCAAGCCCUUGACUUGGGCUGUCCAGAUGAGAGCAUCCAGCUUCAAAUCUCACAGCAGCAUCUCGACAAGAGCUUCAGGAAGGCAGUGUCACUCAUUGUGGCUGUGGAGAAGCUGUGGCAGCUACCUAUGUCUUGCCCGUGGAGCUUCCAGGAUGAGGACCCAAGCACCUUCUUUUCCUUCAUCUUUGAAGAAGAGCCCGUCCUCUGUGACUCGUGGGAUGAUGACGACCUGCUAGUGUGUGAUGUUCCCAUUAGACAGCUGCACUGCAGGCUUCGAGAUGAACAACAAAAAUGCCUCGUGCUGUCUGACCCAUGUGAGCUGAAAGCUCUCCACCUCAAUGGACAGAACAUAAGCCAACAAGUGGUAUUCUCCAUGAGCUUUGUACAAGGAGAGACAAGCAACGACAAAAUCCCUGUGGCCUUGGGCCUCAAGGGGAAGAAUCUAUACCUGUCCUGUGUGAUGAAAGACGGCACACCCACCCUGCAGCUGGAGAGUGUGGAUCCCAAACAAUACCCAAAGAAGAAGAUGGAAAAGCGGUUUGUCUUCAACAAGAUAGAAGUCAAGACCAAAGUGGAGUUUGAGUCUGCACAGUUCCCCAACUGGUACAUCAGCACCUCUCAAGCAGAGCACAGACCUGUCUUCCUAGGAAACAGCAAUGGUCGGGACAUAGUUGACUUCACCAUGGAACCCGUGUCUUCCUAAAGAUGGCUGCACUAUUCCUAAUGCCUUCCCCAGGACAUGCUAGGGAGCCCCCUUGUCGAGAAUGGGCAGUCUCCAGGGGAAGCCUUUGUCCUCUGCCAAGUCAGGUCUCUCAGAGCCAUAAGAAAACCGUGGCACAUUCUGGUCAAAGAAAACGUGUGUUUCCCUCCCUGCCUCUGACAGGCAACCACUUACCUAUUUAUUUAUGUAUUUAUUGAUUGGUUGAUCUAUUUAAGUUGAUUCAGGGGGGUCACGAGGCAGCAUUGUCGACAGAAGAAUCUAGUUGUCCGUGUGUAUGGGAUGAAUUGAAUUUGGACCAGUGCACAGCCAGCACUGAGUUCUUUCAUUGAUGCUGAAAAUGAAGAGUUUCAUAUUGUGUGGAUGAGAGUGUUUAUGAAUGAAGCACAAGCACAUCAUUUUGAUGAGUAUGAAAUAAAUGUCACUAAAACAAAAA